AUGUCGGACGGAAGUGUGGAACGUGCUGGAAGCAGACGUAACGAAGAAGAAUUAGCGAGCAAGCAGCUCAACAUUCAGUACAAGAGAUACUAUGUGGACGUCAAACAAAACAACCGUGGACGUUUCAUCAAAAUUGCUGAGGUUAGCUUAAUUUACUUCCAAGUUUGUUACUUGUCUUGAAC
Messenger RNA from Cylicostephanus goldi, 182 nucleotides. The record is from the annotation of a GenBank genome assembly. Lineage: Eukaryota; Metazoa; Nematoda; Chromadorea; Rhabditida; Strongylidae.